AUUUGUCUUUACAAAUGGGCGUCAAAUGUCAUUUCUGUGGAUCGAGCUAAAAAAAAAUAAAGAAAAGGGACAAGACGAAAUAGUACGGUGUUGUCUUUUAGUUCAUGAAAUUACUGUUGUAUGUACACGAGUUACGUGCUGAAUAACUGUGCAACUGCAACCCCUUGGACUCACAAAUUAAAUUGCGAUUUGGUUGGUGUUCAUUUGUGAAAAUUCUGGAAGCAGAUAAUAGAAAAUGAUGGUAGAAUCCGAUGGAACAGCCGAUGCAACACGUCGCCUUAACGUGAAGAAACAAACACUCGAUGAUGCCUAUGCGGUGCCAGCUAACUUUUUAGAAAUCGAUGUUGCUAAUCCGCUGACCACUAUGACGGCUGGCAAGAAACGCUACACCGACUAUGAAGUCCGUAUGAGGACAAACUUGCCAGUUUUUAAAGUGAAGGAAUCGAGUGUUCGACGAAGAUAUAGUGACUUUGAAUGGCUCAGAAACGAACUAGAACGAGACAGUAAGAUUGUAGUCCCUCCAUUACCGGGUAAAGCUUGGAAGCGCCAAAUGCCUUUCAGAGGGGACGAUGGUAUUUUCGACGAAAACUUUAUUGAGGAAAGACGAAAAGGCCUCGAGGCAUUUAUCAAUAAAAUUGCUGGACACCCAUUGGCCCAGAACGAAAGGUGCUUACACAUGUUCUUACAAGAGAAUACUAUCGACAAAAAUUACGUGCCGGGAAAAAUUCGGAAUACAUAAAUACUUGUAAACUAGCCACGGCUUGCUCUUCUUAUCUUCUCAACUAAAAACUAAACAAAACAAAACAAGACAUAAAUAUGUAUGUAGAAAGUAAAGGUCAUCCGUUUUCAAACUCUUUUAAGUACUUUGUUUCUAACAACUUUUCGUUUUUGAUAUCGAUAUCGAAACAGCUCGAUUACUGAAUCUUUCUUAACAGCAGGCAAAAGAUAACAAAAUUUUCUUACAAAUAUUCAAAAUUUAAAAAAUAAUUUUUUUUUUUGGAUAGUCUUGAAACAAAGGAAGACAUUUUGUAUAAAGUAAUUAUAAACAAAAAAAAAAAACAAAAUAUAUAUAAAUAAACAAAAUAAAUAUGAAAGUAUAAAUUUAAAUAUUUAAGUAUUAAUUUCUAAGAAGAGUGUAGACAAAAUUAAACAAGAAUUCUCAAUACCUAUAAUAUAAAAACAAAAAUUAUUUCCUUUCCCUUCUCCAAUUCUCUGUGGAGUGAAAUAAAGCAUGUGUUUUGAAUAAGAAAUGAUUUUCGUAAUUAGUUCCAAUAGUUUGGUAUGGACGCAUGUUCACAUUAUUAUUAUAUUGUAAAAUUUUAAAAUUUAAAUAAAUUUAUUAUGGUUUUUCCUUGA
Molecule: messenger RNA, 1356 nt
Organism: Eupeodes corollae
Lineage: Eukaryota; Metazoa; Arthropoda; Insecta; Diptera; Syrphidae
Gene: Snx3
Product: sorting nexin-12
Exons: 5
Coding region: 236-739 (167 amino acids)
Biological process (GO): late endosome to Golgi transport; endocytic recycling
Cellular component (GO): early endosome membrane; retromer complex
Molecular function (GO): phosphatidylinositol-3-phosphate binding
Source: RefSeq, a predicted model, not a curated record